AUGGCCGCCAGAACCCCCGCCAACCCGGCACCGGCGACCACGGAACUUGUCGCCGCCCUCACCACCGCCCUUAGGGCUGCCUUUCCUGAGGCGCCCCCAACCCGACGUGCUCGUCUGUCCGAGGCUGCCCAGCCCGUCCCCAUCCCGACCUCCGACGAUGAUGACGAGGAAGAAGACCUCCUCUUCAGAGGUUACCCAGCGAGCCAAGACCCCGCAGGGCGCUACCCCGCCAGGGUCCCAGAUGACUUCGACCACAGCAGCGACAGUGGUGAAACCACUCCCAGGAGGGAUCACCAGUAUCCCCACCAGAUCCGGCCCGCUCGUGCCCCGACUGGUAGUCGCGGCCAGCGACUUUUCACGACCCAAGACCCCCCCCCCCCCCCCCCCACCCACUGAGACUUCCGCAACGCUCUCCUCUACGUCGAUCGUGCCAGCCGGCAAUCCAGGUUCUUCGGAACCAGGGACGUCGUUGAGCUCCAAACCUUGGAGCUCUUUCUACAAGUCUGGGACUCCGUCCCCCCCCCCCCCCUCCGACCUUCUGCGAAGCUCAAGGUGUUUGAAAGGGUUAGGCUCCUCUACCAUGUCGCCCUUACCGGGUGGCAGACGGCCCUCCAGGGCUACGCCGACCCGAGCGCAUCCUACCUUUUGGGAGCGCCGCUCCCCGCACCACAGCCCGCCCCUCCUCCAUCCGAUCGGCCCUCUCGAGCGACCAACCGUGGCCGAGGAACCGCCAACCGUGGCACCCGUGGUCGACCUGCAGCGCCUCGUCCCCGUGACACCGUCGACCUAGCCGAGUGA
Messenger RNA from Ixodes scapularis (black-legged tick), 798 nucleotides. RefSeq lists its product as uncharacterized. The record is from RefSeq and is a predicted model, not a curated record. Lineage: Eukaryota; Metazoa; Arthropoda; Arachnida; Ixodida; Ixodidae.